Molecule: messenger RNA, 4080 nt
Organism: Mesorhabditis spiculigera
Lineage: Eukaryota; Metazoa; Nematoda; Chromadorea; Rhabditida; Rhabditidae
Source: the annotation of a GenBank genome assembly
AUGUCGGGCGAGACGGCGGAUACCUCGUCUUCAACAGGGGAUGACGACACCUCCCCUUCAUCCCUCCUUGAAGACCUUGUCGAGGCGGUAGACGGUGUUGUAGAUGGGGAAGAGGGUCAGCUCUCACCCCAUCGAUGCAAGAAUCGUAUGCUCGAAGACGUAGAAGCAGUUCUCGACAAAUUAUCCGCCGGCUGGAAAUACCACGUCUCAAAUACGGAACAGAUCCGCGAGGCUUGGGCUCAAUUUGAUGAGUAUUCCACGUUCAUCUGCCGGCAGAUGACUGCCGAGGAGACGUCAACGCGGAUCCUGUCGGAGACGACGGCCGACAUGGAGGAGGCCGACACGGCGGCCAUAUUUUCCGCGAUACUCCACAAGACGCCUGGGACAUCACAGCUACGAUUGACGCCUAUUGACCUGGGCCCGCUGGGGGUUACGGUAGCGGCGGAUCCGCCCGAGACCACCCCACUGCUACCGGCACUCGUCAAUUUCCCGAGGAGACCACGGGAGCAAGAGGACGAGGAAGGAGCAGGAGAAGACCAAGAAGAAGCCGAAGACCACGGCCUCAACGCUUACCUCCUACCGCAUCAACCACACAACGCUACGCUACUCCGAACGGUCAACGACACGACCCAGAUGCCUUCGAAUGUUUUUGGGGCUAUCGUUGGCGGGCUGCUGAAUACUGAUCUGGCUCUCGUAGGCCCUCCCACCAACGUCAGAGUUCAAGCGACGUCGAACAGUUCAGCCGUCGUGGAAUGGGAUUUUGAGGGGGAACAGGUUGACGGUUUCGUCAUCAAGUACAUCCACGAGCCCCGGGGUACCAAGGAUACCGAGAGAUGGACAGCCCGAACGGUGAUGUCCCCUUCCGCGCGCCACCUCGAAAUCGGCCAGCUCACUGCUCACAAGCCCUACGCUUUUUGCGUGCUGGCGAUUCGGCAGAAUCGCCAAGGCUCGUGUUCCGACCCACCGGCCACCAUCUCCUCUCUCGCCCCCACCCACAUGGUCCGCAGCCUGCGCGUCAAGUGGAAGACCAGCAACUCGGUCAUGUUGGCGUGGGACUACGACCCUCCCGGCCGGUUCGCCGGCUUCUACUUGAACCACACCGGCAAGAAGGAGUACCUCGAUCAGCAGCUGGCGGCCAAGAGCCUCUACACCCCGGGAUUCCGGCAUGAAACGGAUCCGGCGGCUCGGGAAUAUUUGUGGAUCAACCUGCGACCGUACAUGCGCUACACAUUCCAAGUGGGCGUCAGGGGGGAGAGCGCCAAGCAGUUCUGGCCAAAGGAGGUGAUCGUCGUCACCGAUCCGACUGGGCCACCACUUGUCAACGCACCAAUGAUAGAUUCGCCGCCGGAAUGGGUGAAGCCUGGACAGCUGGCCAUCACGCCGAGCCCCGCCAGCGAAGAGUACGGCCCGAUCAGCCACUACUGGAUCAUCGUAAUCCCCGGCAAUAUUUCUUACGAGCACGUCGCGAACAUGGAACCCCGGGAUAUGGAGCUCGCCACGAACGAGAAACGCUCCCAACUCGCCCGCCAAAUAUCGGCCCAACCCACGAAGAAAAUCAAGAAACACGUACGAUUCUCGGAAGAGGUGCAAACGCAUGAAUAUCCGGCUGAAGUGGACAGGAGAGAGAGGAGGGCGCUGUCGUCGCACACAAAUGGCGUCUAUAUCACGGCCAAAAUCAACGCCGAGGCGAUGCGGUCGUUACAUCAGGCCGGCAGUCGAUUUGUCGUUGGCGAUGAAAAGGUGUACGAGGGGAUCACGAACUACCCGCUGGAGCCCAGCCAGAAAUACCGGCUGAUGAUGCGAGCGUUUGCCGCCGAGCAGAAGGCGCCAAAGUGGGAACACCGCCCGCCCAUGUCCGAAAAGACGCUGAAGAUGUACACCGACUCGCCCCCGUCUGACAUCUUUCACACGCCGCAAGCCCUCACCAAGGGUCGCGGCGCGACAGGCAUGUGGUUUAUCGGGCCGGCCGUUGCGCUAUUUGUCAUCGCCAUCAUCGUGUUUAUGCUGGUGUGCUGGUGGCUCCGAUGCAGCCGGAAACGCCUCCCCCCUAACCAUCGUCACGGCUCGAUCACAAAAGUCGCUCUCGGAGGCCCGAUCAACGGAAUUCCCUCCGAGACCAGCAAAUUGCUACCCAACGACGUCUACGGGAAUGGGACGCAAAGGAUGGUCAAUCCGUAUGAACAGUUGAAUGGCCAGAUGGAAUCCACGAUGGACGAUUAUGGAAUGACACUACAAAGUCGGCAAAACGGCACGCUACGCAAGGAUACGAUCAACAACUACGCCCCACUGCCCAUACACACCUCGCUGAUGCCGACGAUGACGACAAGUCAAUCGGGGAGCCACUCGGCGAUCCCGAUCAGUCAGCUGGCACCGCAUAUCGAUAGGUUACGCGGAAAUGAUGGGCUUGGAUUCCAGCAGGAAUUCGAAUCAAUCGACACGAGCCAACAAUACUCAUGGGACCACUCGAACAACGAGUACAACAAACACAAAAACCGAUAUGCAAACGUGGUCGCCUACGACCAUUCGAGAGUGAUCCUGUGCUCCCUGGACGGCCAGCCCGGCUCCGACUACAUCAACGCCAACUACAUCGACGGGUACGAAAAGCCGAAGGCGUACAUCGCCACGCAGGGGCCGUUGCCCGAGACGUUCGACGCGUUCUGGAGAAUGGUCUGGGAAGAAGGAUCAGCAAUGAUCGUCAUGCUCACAAACCUGGAAGAGCGAAGCCGAGUGAAAUGUGACCAAUACUGGCCGAACCGCGGGAGCAUGACCUACGGUAUCAUCCAGGUGACCAUCCUCGACACGUCCGUCUUUGCCCACUACACCCUGCGCACAUUCCGCGUACAGGCCGUCGGCGAGCCAUUGAUUCGCGAAGUCAAACAACUACAGUACACGGCGUGGCCGGAUCACGGCGUACCCGAUCACCCGACCCCCUUCCUCGUUUUCUUGAAGCGAGUCCGGACGCUAAACCCUCCAGAUGCAGGCCCGAUCGUCAGCCAUUGCAGUGCUGGCAUCGGCCGCACCGGCGCCUUCAUCGCCAUCGACAUCAUGCUCGAACGGUUACGCUAUGAAAAUACGGUAGAUGUGUAUGGGUGUGUGACGGUGUUGCGGGGACAGAGAAGUUAUAUGGUCCAGACGGAAGACCAAUACAUGUUCAUCCACGACGCCGUCCUGGACGCGGUCAACAGCGGCUCGACCGAGGUGCCGGCCAAUCGGCUCUACCAGCACGUCCAGGCCCUGUCUCACACACAGAAUUUGGACGUGGGAUCCGGGAUUGACGUCGAGUACAGGCACCUCUCGACGAUGAAGACGACCACCUCAAAAACGAACGUCGCCAGCCUGGCCUGCAAUCGACACAAAAAUCGCCAAUUCGCGGCCGUGCCCUACGACACGUCACGCGUCAUCCUGCACAUGUUCCCCGGCGUCGAGGGCAGCGACUACAUUAAUGCGUCGUGGCUGGAUGGGUAUAGGGAACGGAACGCGUACAUCGGUACCCAAGGCCCCCUCUCAGCCACCGUCGAAGAUUUCUGGAGAAUGAUCUGGGAGACGGAGGCCGCCAUCGUGGUCAUGCUCACCAAGACGAUGGAGGCGGGCAGGGAAUGGAGCUGUGAAUAUUGGCCCCAUGAGACGGGCGUCCAGAUUGGAGCCGUCAUCGUCGAGCCGGUCGCCGAGUACAACAUGCCUCAAUAUAUUCUGCGGGAAUUCAGGAUAUCUGAUCCGCAGUCGACCACCUCGCGCACCGUCCGCCACUUCCAGUACACGGAAUGGCCGGAGCAGGGCGUUCCCCGAUCCGCCGACACCUUCCUCGACUUCAUCCAGCAGGUGCACCGUACGAAGGCCCAAUUCGGUGUCGUCGGCCCGAUGGUGGUGCAUUGUGGUGGUGGAGCUGUGAGGAGCGGCGUCUUCAUCGCCCUCGCUCUCCUCAUCGACAGAAUACACGAGGAGCACGUUGUUGACGUCUUCACCACGGUCAAACAGCUCCGUACCCAACGCUCAAACAUGGUCGGCGACAAGGAGCACUACCACUUUUUGUAUCAGGCGGUCGUCGAGUACCUGGCCGCCUACGAUCAAUCCGCCUUCUCC